This is a messenger RNA of Sorex fumeus (smoky shrew), 4492 nucleotides long. It is a transcript of the gene FBXL17, whose product is annotated as F-box and leucine rich repeat protein 17. The record is from RefSeq and is a predicted model, not a curated record. The transcript is spliced from 9 exons. Bases 77 to 1819 code for a protein of 580 amino acids. Gene Ontology annotation, biological process: SCF-dependent proteasomal ubiquitin-dependent protein catabolic process. Gene Ontology annotation, molecular function: protein binding. NCBI's taxonomy places the organism in Eukaryota, Metazoa, Chordata, Mammalia, Eulipotyphla, Soricidae. Gene Ontology annotation, cellular component: SCF ubiquitin ligase complex.
AAUGGUCCGAGCGGGCCCCGGCGCCGGCCCGCGCCGCCCGGCCCGCGCCCCGGCCCGCAGGUAGCCGGGCCUCCCUAUGGGCCACCUGCUGUCGCGGGAGCCGCGCCGCCGCCCGCGCCGCCCGAGGCCGCGCUGCUGCGCCGGGCGCCGCGACUGCCUGCUCCGCGGGCCCUGCAUGCUCUGCUUCGUCGUGCACGGCGCGCCCGCCCCCGCCGGCCCGGAGGAGGAGCCGCCGCUCGCGGCCCUGGCGGCCGAGCACUGCGCCGCCGCCGCCCGCCGCUUCCUGCUGUCGCCCGCCGCCGCCGCCUGGGAGCAGCAGGGCCGCGGCCUGGUGCUGGCGGCCGUGGGGCCCGUGCGCCUCGCGGGGCCGCCCCCCGACAUGGUGUGCAAGCGCAAGGGCGCGGGGCUCCCUGCCUGCACCCCCUGCAAGCAGCCCCGCUGCGGGGGCGGCGGCGGCGGCGGCGGCGGCGGGGGCGGCGGCCCGGCGGGGGGAGGCGCCUCCCCGCCGCGACCCCCCGCCGCCGGCCGCUGCCCCUCGCCCGCGCAGGGCGCCCCCGCCGCCCCCUCGGCCUCGCCGCCGCCGCCGCAGCGCGACGGCGGCGACGCGGGCUGGCAGGAGCCCCCCGGGAGCCCCUGCGACUGCGCCCGGGAGCCGCCCCCCGACACCCCCGACAUCAACCAGCUGCCGCCGUCCAUCCUGCUCAAGAUCUUUUCCAAUUUGUCCCUGGAUGAGCGCUGUCUUUCCGCAUCGUUGGUUUGCAAAUACUGGCGGGAUCUCUGUUUAGAUUUCCAGUUCUGGAAGCAGCUGGAUCUUAGUAGUCGUCAGCAGGUCACUGAUGAACUAUUGGAAAAAAUUGCAUCAAGAAGUCAGAAUAUAAUUGAAAUCAACAUUUCUGAUUGCCGCAGCAUGUCUGACAGUGGCGUGUGCGUACUGGCAUUCAAGUGUCCCGGGCUGCUCCGGUACACGGCCUACCGGUGUAAGCAGCUCUCAGACACGUCCAUCAUCGCCGUGGCGUCGCACUGCCCCCUGCUGCAGAAGGUCCAUGUGGGCAACCAGGACAAGCUGACUGAUGAGGGGCUCAAGCAGCUGGGCUCCAAAUGCAGAGAACUCAAAGACAUUCAUUUCGGCCAGUGCUACAAGAUCUCGGAUGAAGGCAUGAUCGUCAUUGCUAAGGGUUGCCUGAAAUUGCAAAGGAUAUACAUGCAGGAAAACAAACUAGUGACAGACCAGUCAGUGAAAGCAUUUGCUGACCAUUGUCCUGAGCUUCAGUAUGUUGGUUUCAUGGGCUGUUCAGUUACUUCCAAAGGCGUCAUCCACCUAACCAAGCUAAGGAACCUUUCCAGCUUAGACCUACGUCAUAUCACUGAACUGGAUAAUGAAACCGUGAUGGAAAUUGUCAAGAGGUGCAAGAAUCUGAGCUCUCUCAAUCUCUGUCUGAACUGGAUCAUAAAUGACAGGUGUGUGGAGGUCAUUGCAAAGGAAGGGCAGAACCUGAAAGAGCUGUAUUUGGUGUCCUGUAAGAUCACAGAUUAUGCACUGAUAGCCAUUGGACGCUACAGCAUGACCAUAGAGACUGUGGAUGUUGGGUGGUGUAAAGAAAUCACAGACCAGGGAGCCACGCUGAUUGCACAGAGCAGCAAAUCUCUGAGAUACCUGGGCCUGAUGAGAUGCGAUAAAGUCAACGAAGUGACCGUGGAGCAGCUGGUGCAGCAGUACCCGCACAUCACUUUCAGCACCGUCCUGCAGGACUGCAAGAGGACCUUGGAGAGAGCCUACCAGAUGGGCUGGACCCCCAGCAUGUCCACAGCCUCCUCCUAAGGCUCCCGCCCUCACCUGGGCCCUGGGGCCGGCAUGGGGCAGGUGGGAGUUGUAGAUUUGGGUUGGGUGAUCUGUUGGAAAGAUUUUAACUGUCACAUGUCUGCGUAUGUAUCUGCGUGUGUAUAUUUGUGUCUCGUUUGCAUAUUGCAUAGCAUAAGCGCAAAUGCUAUUUGUUCUCAGGCGAGCUGUUCUGUUCUUUAAAAGGAAAGCUUGGAAAGCUUGGCGUUUUUAAGUUCAAAGGCUUCUUUCUCUAUAAAAAGAGAAAAAAAAUCUUUUUUGUUGUUUUACUAUAGAAUAAGACAAUUGGAUGGAUUGUUUUGACAUUCUAAUAACUGCCACUUGUAGAGACCUCCAAAAUGAAGGCAGCUGUCUCCUUUUUGGAAGGGCAGAUUUGUGCAUGUCUGCUGUGUCAGCCAGAACAGAAGGAUGUUGUACUAAUUAAAAGUCUGGAAACCAGAGCUUUGCAAGGUUUUAAACACACACAGAUGUUCUCAUGCUCUCUCGUACCUAUGAGCCUUCACGACACUGUAACCUUCUCCCAGGCCACGGCAGAAGCUCGUCCUCCACUGUGGAUCUACCAAACUCAUCCACAAGUGGCCAACUUCCUCUAUGGUGGAUGACUUAGAGACUAAAGGCUUUUGUUGAUUUUUAUGGAGGCAGCCAUUAGAACUCUCCGGUCAUCAGACAAAAGUUAAUUAUUCAUCCUUCCUAAAAUGUGUUCUGUUGAGUACUAAAUAUUUUAGUUGAGUUUCAUGUUAUUGGUGUGUUGGUGUUAGCUUUUGUUUCAUGGAUAGUAACUGGUCAGGAUAUAUUUUAAUGAUACUUAGAGCUAAUCUUAGCAUUAUUCACAUUAAAACCACCAAUGUAAUUAAAUAGUGUGCGGUUAUUAAGAAACUCACAGAUCAUUUAAUUAUUUUUUGUUAAUUUUGGUAAUUAUGAAAGUAUAUUUCUGAAAUUUGGGGGUAGUCAUGUAGAUAGAAGAUUAAUGAGUGAGAUACAAGUAGACAAUCUUCCUAUUGAUUUUUUUUGCUUUGCUUUGGACUUUAGAACAGGUUUUUGGGAUAUAUGCAUGUUAUUUUUUGAAUAGUUUUUAUGCGACUGCAAAGAUCUGUUUUUGGUUAGUGUAUGAGUUAAGAAGAAAAAUUAGAAAAUCUUUUCAUUAAGAUUCUGUUUACACUUGUCAAAAAUAAGCAUUUGUUUGUUUAAAGUUUUCCAGAUUUCAGUUAAGACAGUAUCUAUCAGUAAAUGAAUAUAUGUUUUGAUUUCACACAUCUUUACGAUGAAUUCAGAGUAGGGACUCAGGCUCAAAUAAUCUUUCCUGCAUCUAGAUUUAUAAUCAAGACAGCAGGGAGCCUUUUUAAGCUAAAGAGUGAUUGAUUAUCUUUUACAGUAGACCUAGAUAUGAAAGCCUGACUUGUGAAUUUCCUAUUUAUUCUUCCUCAAUGUGGACAUACUGUUUUUUUUAAUCUUUGCCAGAUAUGCUGAUUUUACUUUCACCUUAUAAGUCCCAGUAUUGCUAAACUGAUACUAGUCCUAAGGAAAAACAGCUUUCCAUUUCAGUGUCAUUCAUUUAUUUAUGAUGACUCCAUGUUUUGUGAACAGUUGUUGCCUUUGAUUAUGUCAACGUGUUUCUGGUAUUUUUAAUUUUUGACUUUGAACCCAAAUCAGUUAGGAAAAUCUAGUCAUAGGAACCCAGGGUCUCUUUUCCCUAUACUAAAUACAUUACUAAAUACAUUACUAAUUUAAUUUGAAGGAAUGAAAUUGGAAUAAGACAAAAAAAGCCUGCUGUUAAUAAAUUCUAGGUCUUCUUAUGCAUCAUUUUCAUAUUUCUUUCCCCACCAUGGGAAAAAAUUAAUUCACAAUCUUUUGACUAGUUUUUAAUCCAAAACUAAUUUAUAAGACCAUAUGUAUAGUAAAGUAGCUUGAGUGAAUAAGCAAAAGUUUAAUUUUUAUAUAUGUCACAUUAUAUUUUAAAUAGUUUAAAAAGGCCAAAAAAAAGAGCCAUCAAUGAUAUAGAUGGCACCAUUUCAGUUCAAAGUUGUGAUAAUCUCUUGAGUGUUCCAGUUUGGUUGUCAAAUGGUUUCAGAAGUGUAUAACUGAUUUUUAAAAAUGUUGCAUUGUUUUGAUCUAAAGUACAGCACUAUAACAUGCUUUAGCUUGGGGGGAGGGUGGGCUGGGAGGGUCUCGCACUUACCUUUAAAAUGUUGACUAAUCCAGAAAGCCUGAUGCAACAUAACCCAGAAAACCGCUUUGGUAUAUUUGUAGAAAUCUGUAGAAAUAUCAUACCUGGCCUCAAAGCAUUAAUCUCAAAAACACCUCACAAAAGCAUCACCUUGAGUGAUCCAGUGAUGGUUGUUAAAUGUGUUCUCAUUAGAUGCUUGGAAAUGGGGCUUCAAAUGAUUUUUCUGGGCAAUAUAGAGUUUCUUUUUUUGCUUAGACUGUCAUAAAUAUAUGUGAACACAUUUGAUGCAGGGCUUUUUAUCCUCUCCAAAAUGUCAACAGUAUUUUCAGAAUAAAGACUAUGAAAUAUAUUGCUGUAGUGGAAAAUUCUGGUCCUUUGUCUUUAAUGUCUUUUUGAGUGGAUAAAGGAAAUUCACCCAGUUUGUAGUUUCUAUAUUUCUGUGAAUCUUUUGACCUUGCAAUGGGUUGCAAUAAAAGAGAAACAAAACACUG